Umbelopsis ramanniana AG is the source of this 1204-nucleotide messenger RNA. RefSeq lists its product as uncharacterized. Gene Ontology annotation, molecular function: RNA polymerase II cis-regulatory region sequence-specific DNA binding; protein dimerization activity; DNA-binding transcription factor activity, RNA polymerase II-specific. The record is from RefSeq and is a predicted model, not a curated record. The transcript has 2 exons. Gene Ontology annotation, cellular component: nucleus. Lineage: Eukaryota; Fungi; Mucoromycota; Umbelopsidomycetes; Umbelopsidales; Umbelopsidaceae. Bases 64 to 882 code for a protein of 272 amino acids. Gene Ontology annotation, biological process: regulation of transcription by RNA polymerase II.
AAGUCUUCAUACCUUUUUUAUUUUAUUUUGUUCUUUCUUUCUUCUUCUUCUCUUCCCCUUACAAUGGCUCUUAGUAACAAGGCUAGCAAUGGUUCGGCUGCCAAUCCACCGAGAUUGACGCACCCUACCAAGUAUCACCUUCAAAUGCAGCAGCAGCGGUUGACCCGAGAUAACAGCCAUGACCUCGACCAACAACAAUUUGUCAUUGACCCACUUGCCUUUCAACCUCAUAUAUUCUUUCCAGCACAAAAGACGUCGCCCCAUCUUUCUGACAUGGAUUACACCGAUUUACCCGAUAAUCUUUAUGCCGAUUCUCCCACCAGCAACUCUCUCGUGCAAGACGACUUGUUGUACGAUGACCUCAGUACUCCGCCUAUGGACAUGAAGCGAUCGUUCAAUCCGCAUUAUCCAAUGUACAUACAGUCCCCUCCAAACGACAAGGGUUUCGCCAUGAGUGCCCCUGCCAACAUUGGUGGAUUUAAUGGGGAUCAGUAUAGUAGCAUCCAUUCUACUACCAGCUCAUCUCUCAAGUAUCCCCAAACACCCACUAUCGGGGAGGAAGGUGAUGGAGGUAGUUACGAAGAUGACUACGCCACCCAAGCAAAUCUGCAGGCAGUAAUGGAGAAGAGACGACGUCGGCGAGAAUCACAUAAUUUAGUUGAACGAAGAAGAAGAGAUAAUAUCAAUGAACGAAUUCAGGAACUUGGCCUACUUCUGCCCGAUACCACUCUGGAUGGUGCUAACAAGCCCAACAAGGGUCAAAUUCUUAGAAAGAGUGUGGAGCAGAUCAAAUUACUGCAAAAUGAAGUGAAUAUGUAUCAGAGCAAAGUGCAAGAGCUUGAAUCCUUACUGGAGAGAUAUAAGAUUACCCAACAAUCAUGAUGUGGGCAAUCUCCAUGUAAAAAAUCAAGAAAAUGAACCUACUCUUUUCUUUCAAAUCUCUCUACAUACAUUUCUCAUAUAACGCUUUACCCCCUUUUCUCUACCUUACAUAUAACCUCUUUUUCUUUUGGCGGUCAACUACACAAAAUACUUCAUUGCAUUAUUUCCUGCUUUUAUUCUCUUUAUUCCUUACAUUCAGUGUGUACCAUUCAAUUUUGUCCUAUCCCAGUUUUUUUUUAUCUAUCGCUAUUGUUGAUCAUUUUCCUGUUACAUACCUUUUUGUUUUAAUUUCAAUCGAUUAAAGUUACCGAUCAUAUCCUGU